Molecule: messenger RNA, 4087 nt
Organism: Ipomoea nil (Japanese morning glory)
Lineage: Eukaryota; Viridiplantae; Streptophyta; Magnoliopsida; Solanales; Convolvulaceae
Product: formin-like protein 5
Exons: 5
Coding region: 545-3874 (1109 amino acids)
Biological process (GO): actin nucleation; actin cytoskeleton organization
Molecular function (GO): actin filament binding
Source: RefSeq, a predicted model, not a curated record
CUGGCAUGCUCGGCGGUCACCAUCCCACGCCACCCUAUUCCUGAUUAUUCAAAGUCUGUGCAUUUGGAGCUUCUUUUGCUGGAUCCCAGAAUGCGCAAAAACCUUCAAGAUUAGGGAUUUGGAGAAAAAGGAAAUAUCUUUUUGGGUUCGUGGGUUGGUAGUUUCCGGAGGAUCCAAUUUCUAGGAACUAUUCCCAUUCUGAUUCUACGAGCUUGGUAUUGCAUUUCUUGAUUUCAAUCCCAAAUUUUGGCUUUUUUCUGGGGGGAGAAGGCGUAAAAGAAAACAAUUGUGGAGGAGGUUGACUCCUCAAAUUGAUUUUUGGAUGAAUUUUAGAUGUGGGUCACUACAAUUCUUGGCAGAAAUUCUAUGAUUGUGACACUUGAAGUGCUGUGCAUUGGGAAAUGUCUGGCAUUGAUGAUUGUGGCUUCAAAGACUUCACCUUUGGGCUAUUUUGAGCAAGGGGGCCGGUUUUUAGGUUCUGGGUUUGGUUUUAGUAAUGAUAUGAAAAGUGUUGAAUGGGUUUUGGGUGCUGAUUUAAGAACAAAUGUAUGUCAAGGGAGUGCUUUUGUAUAUUGUGUAUGUGUUUAUGAUUAUCACUGUAGGAUCAGCAAGCCAGGAGAAGGAGAACAUGUCACUAAUGUCAGAAGAGGCCCAAGAGGAUUUACUGGCCACUCUAAUCAACUCUGGGGAGAUAAAUCAAGAUAAGGCUGAGCUAGUAUGGCUAAACUGUAGGGUAGAGUUGAUAGAUGCCAUGGCAACAGUUCAAGAUCUCGAGUUUUACAUCCAAGAGAACAAAGGGAACAAUGGAAUCGUUUCCAAAGGUACCAGGUCAAGAACCAAAGACGAUAAGCAGAAGUUUAUAAAUUUCUUGCACCCGCCGGUUAAACAAGCCCUCGUGGAUUGUUUAAGGAAGAAAAAUAUGAUGUUUCUUGUGUCUGGAAAGGGAAAGGGUUCGAAAGCUUGGUAUACAAGGUUUAUGGACAGUUUGUUUGCUAGGCACAGUGUGGGUAAACAGUAUGAAUUGAUUCAGCGGUUUGGAGAGUCCCCUUUUCCGUACCACAAAGUGGCAUCAUCACGCAGUCCAUCACAUCCGAGGGCUAAAGCGUUUAAAUCUGAACCGUCCGAUGAUCCUGCAGUGCAGCAGCCGUUGAACGUCUUGGGUUCGAGCUUAAAGCCCGGGGCUCGUGAGCUUUCGGAUGGAGGCGACCAAGCUAGCCACACUCAGACACUGAUUAUCGCGGUUACUGUGACUGCUGCAGUAACGAGUAUCGUAGUUUCCCUGUUUUUUAUAUGUUAUUUGAAGGUUUUCUACAAUGGACCGGGACCGGGACCGGGACCAAACGACGAGAAGCCUCUUUUGACCCUAAGCAGAAAUGACUUCUCUGGUAAGAAUCAAUGGUUUCGUUUUGUUAUCGUGGUUUGUCUGUCUUCUGCUUCGCUGAAUAUUUCCAACUUCGAAAUUUCAGCUUCAGCUUCUUCACACAAGGCGCCGCCUUUUGGGAAUUCGUUAAGUAACCGAAAUCUUGGUAACCGUUCAGUUUCUAAGAACUCGGGUGAAAAAAUGGGCGAAAAUUUGUCUGUGGAGCCACAGGCUGAAAGUAACUCCACCAAAUUAGAAGCUCCUAUAGGAAGUAUUUCCAGUGUUUCUGCAAACUGUGUAGAGGAUUCUGCACAAUUGGCGCCCGGUUUAGGCCAGCCUCCCUCGGGUAGGGUAGUUCCCGAGGAACCUCCUCCAGUACUCGAUCCUCCUGAUGAAGCUGCUGCUCCUUCAUCACCACCUCCUCCUCCUCCCGAGGAAGCAGAUCCUUCACCGCCACCUCUUCCAGAGGAAGCUGAACCUUUGCCGCCACCUCCUCCCGAGGAAGCUGCACUGCCUCCACUAAAGCUUCCACCUGGUAGGGUAGCUCCUGUACUACCCCCUCCUCCAGCAGUCCCUACUCCUUCGCUAUUACCUCCUCCUCCCGGGGAAGGUGCAAUGCCUCCGCUAAAGCCUCCCCCGGGUAGGGUAAUUCCUGCAGUACCCCCUUCACCACUGCCUGUUGAUGAUGGCGUUCCUCCACCAGCUCUGCCUUCUCUUGUAAUUGGUGGUCCUCCCCCGGCCCCAGGUAAUGGCCUGCCUCUCCCACCGCCUCCAGGCAGUGGCCAUGGCCCUCCACCAUCUCCGGGCAGUGGCCGACAACCACCAACACCUCCAGGCGGUGGUCCAUUCCCGCAGUCUGGUGCUGGCCCAUCACUGCCGCGAGUCCCCAGUGGCCCAAGACCACCGCCACCUCCCGGUGGUGCUGCUGAACCGUCACUGCUGCAAGCCCCUAAUGUUGGCCCGCCACCAUCGCCCGGUGGUGCUAGACCGUCACUGCUACGAGCCCCUAAUGUUGGCGUGCCACCACCGCCAGCUCCCGGUGGUGGUGGUGGCCCACCACCACCGCCAGCUCCCGGUGGUGGUGGUGGCCCACCACCACCGCCACUGCUGCAAGUCCCAAGUGCUGGCGGACCACCACCUCCACCUGGUUGUGCUGGUUCACCGCGUCCACCUCCACCGGGUAUGAAACGGCCUCCAUCUGUUGGAGCGGGUGGUCGAGGGGCAGCGCCAACGGGCCCACCUAAAACUAAACUAAAGCCAUUCUUCUGGGAUAAGGUUCUAGCCAGCCCUGAUCAUGCAAUGGUUUGGCAUCAGAUAAAAACAGGAUCUUUCCAGUUUAACGAAGAGAUGAUAGAGACUCUAUUUGGUUUUGCUGCUCAAGAAAAAAACAAACAAGAAACCAAGAAAGACGACAAAGCCAAAACAAAAGCACCCCAGUUUAUUCAAAUUAUUGAUCAAAAGAAAGCACAAAAUAUAUCAAUUCUCCUAAAAGCUUUAAAUGUUACAACAGAAGAAGUUUGCGAUGCUAUUAAAGAAGGAAACGAACUUCCACCCGAGCUAAUUCAAACUCUGCUGAGGAUGGCCCCGACGUCUGAUGAAGAGCUGAAGCUGAGGCUCUUUACCGAAGAUCUUUCUAAACUAGGGCAUGCAGACAGGUUCAUGAAAAUCAUAGUCGACAUUCCAUUCGCCUUUAAGAGGCUAGAAACACUGCUCUUCAUGUGCACACUUCCGGAGGAGGUAGCAGGGGUUAAAGAGUCGUUUAAAACCUUAGAGGAUGCUUGCACGGAACUGCAGAAUAGCAGGCUGUUUAUGAAACUCCUCGAGGCUGUUCUCAAAACUGGGAAUCGCAUGAACGAUGGGACCUACCGAGGUGGAGCACAAGCAUUCAAACUCGACACGCUGCUAAAAUUAUCGGACGUGAAAGGGGUAGAUGGCAAGACCACGCUCCUGCACUUUGUCGUUCAAGAGAUUGUCCGCAGAGAAGGCAUAAGAGCUGUGCGGGCAGCCAAGGAGCUAAGGAGCAUGUCGAGCAUCAAGUCGGAAGAUCUACUCCACGAUGUCCCCAAUGAUUCCGAGGAGAAUUUAAGAGACAUCGGUCUCCAGGUCGUGUCAGGCCUGACAACCGAGCUCGAGAAUGUGAAGAAAUGUGCAAUUAUCGAUGCAGAUAGCAUGCAAAUAACAGUUGCCAAGCAAGGCCAUGGGCUAAUACAAGCCAGGGGAGUCCUAAACUCGUUAAUCGACAAUGUACCCACAGACGAUCCGUUCUACCAGACACUGAAGGCUUUCGUGCAUGAUGCCGAGGUUGAUGUCUCAUUUCUGCUCACGGAGGAGAAGCGCAUAAUGGCACUGGUUAAGAGCACAUGCGAUUACUUCCAUGGGAAUAACGCCAAGGAUGAAGGUUUAAGGAUUUUCGUUGUAGUUCGUGAUUUCCUACUUAUACUAGAGAAGGUAUGCAAAGAGAUCAAAGCUGCACAACUGCAGAAGGCAAAAGAGGCUCCCAAAAAGGAUUCAUGAUCUUCUUCAUCAUCAUCUUUCUGCAACUAUGAGUUAUGAAGGCUUCUUACUCUUCUUAGUUUCAUAUAUAGGUAUGCAAAUGAGCUUUCAAUUCAUUAUAAAAAAAAUUGAGAAAAAAAAAUUCAAUCUUGAUUUAAUUUAAAGCUGAGAGAGACAUGGAAGAAUGUAGUUUUCAUUUCCUUCCUCAAAUGUAUAUUCACACAGGCUGAGAAA